GCCCUCCAUUUUUUCUAAUAAGCCCCAUUCCUUAGCCUAGGGUUUGAUGCUUUGCGGCUAGGGUGUGCCCGUCUGGUCGUGGCUCGCUCCGCCGGCGCUCUCGCAGGAUGUCGCUCCGGCCGCAAGCUCGCACUGAGGUGAGAAAGAAAGGAUACAAGAAUGCCGUCGAUCCGGAUGAGGCGCGCCGGAAGCGCGAGGACAACAUGGUGGAGAUCCGCAAGAACAAGCGCGACGAGAAUCUCAUGAAGAAGCGGCGAGAGGGCAUGCAGCCGCAGCACUUUAUGACGCCCGGAUCGAUCGUGGAGAGAAAGGUAUGCGCGUCUCUGGAUUGGGGCGAGGGUGAUUUGAUUCACUGGUGGUGUGAUUUCCUUCAGCUGGAGAGCUUGCCCGUGAUGGUGAGCGGUGUCUGGUCUGACGAUCCCAACUUGCAAGUCGAGGCGACGACCCAGUUCCGGAAGCUACUGUCAAUUGAGCGAAGGCCUCCGAUCGAAGAGGUCAUCAAGGCAGGCGUGGUUCCUCGAUUUGUAGAGUUUUUGAAGCGCCACGAUUUCCACCAGCUUCAGUUCGAAGCUGCCUGGGCUCUUACAAAUAUUGCGUCCGGCACUUCCGAUCACACGACGGUGGUUAUAAACCAUGGAGCUGUGCCUAUCUUCGUGCAGCUUCUUUCAUCUCCCAGUGAGGAUGUCCGCGAGCAGGCAGUAUGGGCUCUUGGCAAUGUCGCUGGCGACUCUCCGAAGUGCCGAGAUCUCGUCUUGAAUAGCAAUGCCAUGAUGCCUUUGCUAGCACAGCUGAACGAGAAUGCGAAGCUGUCUAUGCUGCGCAACGCAACGUGGACGCUAUCAAACUUUUGUCGUGGCAAGCCGCAGCCGAACUUUGAGCAGUCGAGACCUGCUUUAUCUGCUCUAGAAAAGCUGAUUCAUUCGACUGACGAAGAAGUCCUUACUGAUGCAUGCUGGGCUUUGUCAUACAUAUCCGAUGGUACAAACGAUAAGAUUCAAGCUGUCAUUGAGGCCGGUGUGUGUCCACGUCUUGUGAGUCUACUCAUGUAUCCUUCACCGAAUGUUCUCAUUCCUGCUCUUCGUACGGUGGGAAACAUUGUGACUGGUGACGAUGUCCAAACGCAGUUUAUCAUAAACAAUGGAGCGCUGCCAUAUUUGUUACAUCUUCUUACCAAUGUUUACAAGAAGAGCAUAAAAAAGGAGGCUUGCUGGACAAUCUCGAACAUCACUGCCGGCAACAAGGACCAAAUUCAGGCCGUCAUUGAAGCCAACAUCAUUCCGCCUCUCGUGGAACUUCUUGCCAACGCAGAGUUUGACAUAAAGAAAGAGGCAGCGUGGGCUAUUUCCAAUGCAACCUCUGGCGGUACACAUGAACAAAUCAAGUAUCUCGUGAACCAGGGAUGCAUCAAGCCUCUGUGCGACCUUCUCAACUGUUCCGAUGCCAAGAUCAUUGUGGUGGCCUUGGAGGGCCUAGAAAACAUCCUCAAGGUCGGCGAGACGGAGAAGGACCUGGGAAACACUGGCUCCAUCAACAUCUACGCUAAGUUCAUCGACGAGGCGGAGGGCCUGGAGAAGAUCGAGAAGCUGCAAACCCACGACAACAACGAGAUAUAUGACAAGGUGAUCAAGAUCCUCAACAGCUACUGGGUGGAGGAGGACGAGGAGAACGUCGCUCCAGGUGUAGCUCCGGCCCCCGGACCAUUUGCAUUCGGGAAUCAGCCUACUGUGCCAAGCGGUGGCUUUAAUUUCGGUUGAGAAGAACAUCAUCGAGUCGGGAGAAGAGAUUUACUUGGUCCGCGAUGUGAGCAGCAUCCGCGAUCUGUGGCAGACGAAGCUGUGCUGGUGUAAAGUCGAGUUGAGUUUGAGCUAGUCGAUGGUCGACAAGCUUUUUGCAGACCCACCGGGGGAAGGAGAGGGUCUUGUAGAACAGCAGCAAGCUCUUGCUGUCAAAGCAACGUCUCGUAUUUGAGACGGUGCUCUUGUCUUUGUUUAGCCGGACGUGCUAAGUGCGGUGGUCGUUGUUGUGGCGGUGGCGUCUCCUCCUUUGUCCGAGGAUCGUCAUCGCUGCUACUAUUACAAGGAGUGGAUUUUGGGUUAUAAAAGAGUCUAUUACAAAUUCGAUGUAUGCAAGGAUUUAAAUGAAUGAAUGCAUGAAUGAGUUGAAUGUC
Selaginella moellendorffii is the source of this 2167-nucleotide messenger RNA. RefSeq names its product importin subunit alpha-1. Gene Ontology annotation, biological process: NLS-bearing protein import into nucleus. Gene Ontology annotation, molecular function: nuclear import signal receptor activity; protein binding. Lineage: Eukaryota; Viridiplantae; Streptophyta; Lycopodiopsida; Selaginellales; Selaginellaceae. Gene Ontology annotation, cellular component: cytoplasm; nucleus. Bases 108 to 1754 code for a protein of 548 amino acids. The record is from RefSeq and is a predicted model, not a curated record. The transcript has 9 exons.